This is a messenger RNA of Lotus japonicus, 546 nucleotides long. RefSeq lists its product as uncharacterized. NCBI's taxonomy places the organism in Eukaryota, Viridiplantae, Streptophyta, Magnoliopsida, Fabales, Fabaceae. The record is from RefSeq and is a predicted model, not a curated record. Bases 1 to 546 code for a protein of 181 amino acids. The transcript has a single exon.
AUGGGUCUUCCAACGAUAAUUGGUAAGUCUAAAACCCAAGUGUUCAGAUUUGUCAAAGAACGUGUUUGGAAGAAACUCAAAGGAUGGAAAGAAAAAACUGUGUCUCGUGCAGGUAGAAAGGUGUUGAUUAAAUCUGUGGCUCAGGCGAUUCCUUCAUAUGUGAUGUCCUGUUUCAUUUUGCAUGAUGGCCUUUGUGAGGAGAUAGAGAGCAUGAUUGCUCGUUUCUUUUGGGGGGGGGAUGCCUGUUUACAUUGGAUGAGUUGGAAUAAACUUUGCCGGCCCAAACUCAUUGGGGGUCUCGGCUUCAGGAAUUUUAAGCACUUUAAUUUGGCCUUGGUGGUGAAAAACUGGUGGCGCAUUCACACUUCUCCAGAAACUUUGUUUGUUCGAGUUUUUAAGGCUGUAUAUUUUUCAGGGAGUUCUAUUGUUGAGGCUAAAAGAGGUUAUAGACCGAGCUACGCCUGGUCUAGCAUUUUGAAGAGUAAGUGGAUGUUUGAACAAGGAAGGUGCUGGCGGGUGGGGAAUGGCACUAAAAUUCGUAUUUAG